Hibiscus syriacus is the source of this 465-nucleotide messenger RNA. RefSeq lists its product as uncharacterized. Bases 1 to 465 code for a protein of 154 amino acids. The record is from RefSeq and is a predicted model, not a curated record. Lineage: Eukaryota; Viridiplantae; Streptophyta; Magnoliopsida; Malvales; Malvaceae. The transcript has a single exon.
AUGGCUCCUCCGAUGACUAGAGUACCGCCGGCGAAACGGAGGCAAGCGCUUUCGGUAACGGAGGAUCCGAAGACGAUGAAAAAAAGGAAUAAAUUAGGAAAAGCCAUCGGUGUCACCGCGGCGGAAUGCACGGCGGUAUGUUGCUGUUUUCCAUGCAGCGUCGUGGAGCUGCUUGUGUUAGCCCUUUAUAAGUUUCCCGCCAGGGUUUGCCAGAACACUUGGAGAUGGAAGAAGACACUACUGAUGAAGAAGAAUCAAGAUUUGUUAGGCUCGACUAAACGUUGGCCCACAAGGGAGGAAUUGGAAGUUGAUGUGGACUGCGUGAUGGGGAAAGGUAACCAAUGUGAAGCUGAUAAUCGCGAUGAUUGUUGCGCUAGAGUCGAAGAUUUUGAAAAUAAGAUGUGGGAUCAAUUUUGUGAGACUGGAUUUUGGAGAAGUCCAUCGCAGAGAGAAAUAAGAGAAUAA